This is a messenger RNA of Tarenaya hassleriana, 1500 nucleotides long. Its product is annotated as U-box domain-containing protein 27. Bases 99 to 1361 code for a protein of 420 amino acids. The record is from RefSeq and is a predicted model, not a curated record. The transcript has a single exon. Lineage: Eukaryota; Viridiplantae; Streptophyta; Magnoliopsida; Brassicales; Cleomaceae. Gene Ontology annotation, molecular function: ubiquitin protein ligase activity. Gene Ontology annotation, biological process: protein ubiquitination.
CCACGCACUCUCCCAUCUUCUCCCUCCCAACUUCUCUCUCUCUUGACGGAUUCUCACACGCUUUCUCUGGAUCCGAACUGCGCAAACCUCGGCCAAGAAUGGGGAAAAAUGAUCUCUACAUCACAGUCCCCAGCUUCUUCAGGUGUCCGAUUUCGCUCGACGUCAUGAAAUCGCCCGUGAGUCUCUGCACCGGCGUCACUUAUGACCGCGCCAGCAUCCAGCGGUGGCUCGACGGUGGUAACAACACCUGUCCGGCGACGAUGCAGGUCCUUCAGAGCAAGGAGUUCGUGCCCAACCUGACUCUCCAGCGCCUCAUCGAGCUCUGGUCGGAGUCCGCCCGCCGCCGCACCGCUGUUGAGUCGCCGGGAUCGGCUACACCAACGCGGGACGAGGUCUCCGUCGCGAUCGAGAGAGUUAAGCUCGAGAAGGAAAACCGCGACGACCUCGAGAUGCUCUCGAAGAUCCUCCGAUUUGCCAGGGAAUCUGAGGAGAACAGAGAAUUUCUCGCCGGUAAAGAGGAUUUCGUCCCAAUGCUUGUGGAUCUCAUGGGGCAAGUGGAUUCCAGAACCUGCUCAACCCCAAAAUUGCAGGUGAUUCAAGAGGUUUUGAAGAUUCUGAGCAUGAUUCGGAGCAAAAUCCCCGAUCGGAAGCGGUUUUCGAAUCUGAUCUUAUCGAAUGGUCGAGAUUGCUUGACGGCAAUCGUUGUCGGGAAUGUCCGUCUGAUGAUCGACUGCACAGCCGUGUUGGAGUUCAUCGCCGUAGACGCCGAAUCGAAGCUGUUGAUCGCGGAAAGAGAGGGGUUAAUCCCCGAGCUGAUCAAUUCGGUAAACAGAGAUUCUGAUCCGAACUUGAUCGAAGCGAGCCUCUCCUGCUUGAUCGCCAUCGCAUCGCCGAAGCGCGUGAAACUGACCUUUAUCCGAGAAAAGCUCGUAUUGAAUCUCACGAAGCUGUUAACUGAUCCGGCGAUGGCGAGCGUUUCCGUGACGGAGAAAUGCCUGAAGCUUCUGGAGACGCUCGCGUCCUGCAAGGAAGGCAGGGCGGAGAUCUGCGGAGGAGACGGAGCGGAGACGGAGACGGAAUGCGUGGAAGCGGUGGUGAAGAAGCUAAUGAAGGUUUCGACGGCGGCGACGGAGCACGCCGUGACGGUGCUGUGGAGCGUCUGUUAUCUCUUCAAGGAAGAGAAAGCGCAGGACGCCGUGACGAGGACUAACGGCGUUACAAAGAUUCUGUUACUGUUGCAGAGCAACUGCUCCCCCGCCGUUAGGCAGAUGCUAACGGAUCUGUUAAAGGUCUUCAAGGUUAAUUCCAGGUCAUGCCUUUCCGCUUACGACACCAAAACGACUCAUAUCAUGCCGUUUUGAUCCCUGCCCUCUGGAGAUUCGUAGGAUUUUCUUUUUAGUUUUUGGUAAAAAAAAAAUUAAUGAGAAAAAACUGUAAACAGAAUGAAUAUUUUUUUUCCCGAUAGUGAAUACAAACCAAAGGAGAGAUUCGAUUGAUUAA